Trypanosoma theileri is the source of this 378-nucleotide messenger RNA. RefSeq lists its product as uncharacterized. The transcript has a single exon. Bases 1 to 378 code for a protein of 125 amino acids. NCBI's taxonomy places the organism in Eukaryota, Euglenozoa, Kinetoplastea, Trypanosomatida, Trypanosomatidae. The record is from RefSeq and is a predicted model, not a curated record.
AUGUCGGCGAUGGACGCACCUCCUCUUCGUGCACGAACGGCGUUGUUAGAAGAACUGCGGGAUAUGCAGAAACAACAACAACAACAACAACGAAAAACAGAGAUAACACACACACGGAAGAGUGAUGAUAGUGUGAAUGAUAGAGAUAACAAUGACAAUGACGGUGAGUUAGGCAGUUCUGUUCCCAUGGCAGUGCGGUUUGUGCGGGGAUGUCCUCCACUUGGAGAUCCCUCAUGGGCAAUGGAGGAAUUACUGCGAAUAAACCAGAAUGUUGCGGUUUGGACAGGUACAAAGCUUUCUAGUUCUGUGUGGGCUUUUCCAGGCAGUGGGCAAUGCCCCUUUGAGACUACCGAGGCUGAUUUCUUACGGCAUCACUAG